AUGAUUCGCCAUAGACCGCUGGACUUGCAUAAUCUGUGGAUUCUUCUAUUGCGCCUAACGAUCCCGGGCCAGCUGUCUAUGAAAAUGUUCCGGAUGAUGGCAUUCGUGAGAUAUCGUGAAGAUGAAGCUCGAGUUGCCGGCAGAGUGUUCAUCCUUGUCUGGCGGGCAAGACCCGGGAUGUGGCUAUAUGCUUGUCCCGUACAGUCACGGAAUACCGGAUUGAAGUACGAGACCAGCUGUCUCUUCUAUAAGAAAUCAUGA
Molecule: messenger RNA, 261 nt
Organism: Colletotrichum costaricense
Lineage: Eukaryota; Fungi; Ascomycota; Sordariomycetes; Glomerellales; Glomerellaceae
Exons: 1
Coding region: 1-261 (86 amino acids)
Source: RefSeq, a predicted model, not a curated record